This is a messenger RNA of Penicillium olsonii, 735 nucleotides long. The record is from the annotation of a GenBank genome assembly. NCBI's taxonomy places the organism in Eukaryota, Fungi, Ascomycota, Eurotiomycetes, Eurotiales, Aspergillaceae.
AUGCGUUUCUUCACUUCAUUCGCUGUCGCCGCUCUGGCUGCCGUCGCUGCUGCCAACAGCAAGGCUAAUCCUUUCAACAUCCCCACCGAUGGCUACACCUUCAAGGUUGGCGAGCCUACCACCUUCACCUGGAAGCCCACCACCAGCGGCACCGUGACUCUGCGCCUGCAGUGGGGUGCUGUGACCACCGCAACCUCUGGCACUGCCAUUGCCUCCAACAUUGAGAACUCGGGUAGCUACACCUGGGACGUGCCCUCCAACCUGGCCGCCCAGCCCGACUACACCAUUGAGAUCAUCUCUGACGAGGACGCCAACGACUACAACUACAUUGGCCGUUUCACCGUUGAGGGCGCAACUGUCUCCGUCACCUCGGCGACCGCCACCUCAACCACCGCCCACUCAACCUCCGAGUCCACCAGCUCCGCGACCACCACCUCGGAGUCGACCUCCAGCUCCAGCGUCAGCGCCAGCACCAGCUCGACUGCCAGCUCCAGCUCCAGCGCCAGUGCCACCACCAUGACCACCGCUUCCAGCACCUCGGCUUCUUCCACCGCCAGCUCCUCCGCCAGCUCCUCCGCCACCACCGAGAGCUCCAGCUCUGCUGCCUCUUCCACCGCCGCUACCUCCUCCGCUGCCUCCCAGAGCGCCGUGCCCACCACCGACUCCGGUGCUGGUGUCGCGAACCGCGUCUCCGGCGGUAUGCUGGCUCUCGUUGCCGGUGCCUUCUUGCUGUAA